GGCUGAACCAGACAUCACCAGCAUAGUGCAGCAUACACCUAAACCGGCUACUACAACAAAAGUAGACCAUGAAAUGGUCGAGGCUGAUUCACCGCAGCAGCAUGCCUUCCUUAAUGGUGGUACUUCAGAAAAGUUAUAUAAUGUUUCUGUAAUCCCUGAAAGUCAUAGUGACCCCCCAGAAAAGACUGUCGAGAAGGUUGCCAUUGAUCAUCAUAAUGGUGACGCGGAGCGCGCUCUGAAACUCGGUGAUGGUGGCGUUGAAACUGAACGGACGAAGAAACGCCAAAAUAUGCUGACAAGAACGCUAUGGACAUUCAUCAUGAUAGGAGGUUUCAUCGGUCUCCUGCUCAUGGGACAUGUGUAUAUGAUCAUACUCGUUAUGCUAUGUCAAACCUUGGUGUACCGAGAAGUCACUGCUCUGUUUUCUCUGAGGAAUACUGCACCGGAGUCUUCAGACGUCGAGACAAAAGGAAAGAAAGAUCCGUGGAGUAAAACUCUGAACUGGUAUUUUUUUGCCGUCACCAACUACUUUUUAUACGGCGAGAGCAUUAUCUACUAUUUCAAGCAUGUUGUCUUUGCAGAUGCGCAGCUGUUGCCAUUUGCUACUAAUCAUCGCAUCAUCAGUUUUACUUUAUAUACCAUUGGUUUCAUGGGUUUUGUUAUGUCCCUCAAACGUGGCUAUCUCAAGCAGCAAUUUGGCCUCUUUUGCUGGGUCCACAUGAGCUUACUCCUCAUUGUAGUCUCAAGCCAUUUCAUAGUAAAUAAUAUACUGGAAGGUCUCAUCUGGUUCUGGGUCCCUGCAUCUCUAGUUAUUUGCAACGAUGUAUUCGCUUACAUCUGGGGUAUCACACUCGGAAGGACACCCCUCAUCAAACUUUCACCCAAGAAAACUGUCGAGGGUUUUGUAGGCGCCUUCUUUAGUACUGUGAUCUUUGGGAUCAUCUGGGGAUCCUAUUUCAUGCGCUUUGAUUACAUGAUCUGCCCCGUACAUGAUCUUGGUGUCGAUGCAUGGUCGUCGGGACACUGCACUCCUAACCCUAUAUUCAUCUGGAGAGAAUGGCAAAUCUGGGCUCCCCUGAGAGUGUUUAUCUCGCCUAUUCUCGGGAACGCCGUGACCACUAUACCGUAUGUCCCAUACCAGUUUCAUUUGCUUUGCAUGUCUGUUUUUGCAUCGCUCGUCGCACCCUUCGGUGGUUUCUUUGCUUCCGGCUUUAAACGCGCUUUCAAUAUCAAAGACUUUGGACAUAGCAUACCUGGACAUGGAGGUAUGACAGACCGUAUGGACUGCCAAUUCCUCAUGGGUGUUUUCACAUAUGUCUAUUACAGCAGUCUCAUUAGAGAACAUCAUGUUACGGUGGGCUCAAUUCUUCAGAUGAUUGUCAGUGGUUUGACGAUGGAGGAACAACUCGAGUUGAUGAAGGACUUAAGGAGGUAUUUGCAGGGCCAAGGGAUUAUGACAGCAUGAAAGGGUUAAUUAUGAACACUCAUUAUUUUUCAGCUCACGAACUAUUUGUAUUUACCGGUUUUGCACCAUAAUCAUAUGCAGUGUCAAAUUGCUUAUUAUUCUUAAAAGUGGUCGCCAAUGUCCAAUGUCCAAUGUCCAAUGUCAAUUUCCAGCUAUGAACCAUGCGUUGCGUACCAUUUUAUGAUCUCAUUGAGGAAGGACAUAUAUAUGCAAUACAGGCAUGAUCAUAAUGUGGAACGAAAACAUGGCAGUGGAAACGUAAGAGAGUAACCCAAUCUUUAUGACCUUGGCUUUUCCUUCUUUCCUUCCAGAGGGCCAAAAGACCAACACCAGACACCUUGACGAUCUUAAACCGUACUCCUGGAAUAUCACCCUUGGCCUUUCCGCUACGACCGAAACCAGAGAUGAGUACUUCAUCGUUUUCAUCUACGAAGUUCAAG
Molecule: messenger RNA, 1905 nt
Organism: Serpula lacrymans var. lacrymans S7.9
Lineage: Eukaryota; Fungi; Basidiomycota; Agaricomycetes; Boletales; Serpulaceae
Exons: 8
Coding region: 74-1465 (463 amino acids)
Cellular component (GO): endoplasmic reticulum membrane
Molecular function (GO): phosphatidate cytidylyltransferase activity
Source: RefSeq, a predicted model, not a curated record